AUGUGUUUCAAAGAAAGUGAAGAGUAUAAUAAAAUAAACGUUGCCAAACAGGCGAUUUUAAAUACGAUAACGGUUGCAGGAGAACUGGCACUUAUAUCUCCUAAAGCGUUAAUUAUCUGUGGUUCUGGACUUGGAGGUAUUGCUAAGAUUCUGAAAGGGAAAACAAUCAAGAUCCCAUAUGCCGAUAUUCCAGGAUUUUGCCAAUCAACCGUUCCCGGACAUAUUGGUUGCUUAUUGUUUGGAAGAAUAGGAGAAAACAUGGUCCCAGUUGUUUGCAUGGUGGGCAGAUUACAUUAUUAUGAAGGAUACAACUUUGAGCAGGUGACAUUCCCAGUGAGAGUUGCCGCCAGUAUGGGAAUUAAAGAAAUGAUAGCUACAAAUGCCAGUGGUGGCGUUAAUGAAACCUAUAAAGCCGGCGAUUUAAUGGUUAUAAGUGAUCACAUUAAUAUUCCUGGUCUUGCUGGCAGUCAUCCUCUUAGAGGCUCUAACCUCUCACAUUUCGGUCCUCGAUUUCCCGCAAUGUCUGAUGCCUAUGAUCUAGAGCUCAGAAUUCUGUUCUUUAAAGCUGUGAGAAAGUUAGGGAUCAACAGAACUAUCCAUGAAGGAAUAUAUACCUACUGUUGUGGUCCGUCUUUUGAGACUACUGCUGAAUGUAGAAUGAUUAGAAUGCUCGGGGGUGACAGCGUUGGCAUGAGUACCGUUCCAGAGAUAAUAGUUGCACGUCAUGCCGGAAUGAGAUGCUUCGGCUUGAGCCUAAUUACAAAUAGUGUUCUCAGCACACCACCUCCAAGCGCUAAAGAAGCCAUUUCCAAAGGCUUAACUGCUAUGGAAAUGCUUAAAAAUGGAGAUGAGAAAACUUCACAUGCUGAAGUCCUUAGAGAGGGCCAAAAUGCUUCGGAUGACGUGAAUAUUAUCAUGGAAGCAUUCGUUAACACAUUGUAA
Brettanomyces bruxellensis is the source of this 942-nucleotide messenger RNA. RefSeq lists its product as uncharacterized. The coding region runs from base 1 to 942 and encodes 313 amino acids. The record is from RefSeq and is a predicted model, not a curated record. Gene Ontology annotation, cellular component: cytoplasm. Gene Ontology annotation, biological process: nucleoside metabolic process. The transcript has a single exon. NCBI's taxonomy places the organism in Eukaryota, Fungi, Ascomycota, Pichiomycetes, Pichiales, Pichiaceae. Gene Ontology annotation, molecular function: purine-nucleoside phosphorylase activity.